Centruroides sculpturatus (bark scorpion) is the source of this 463-nucleotide messenger RNA. RefSeq names its product serine/threonine-protein kinase Chk2-like. Gene Ontology annotation, molecular function: protein binding. Lineage: Eukaryota; Metazoa; Arthropoda; Arachnida; Scorpiones; Buthidae. The annotation marks the transcript as partial. The transcript is spliced from 3 exons. The record is from RefSeq and is a predicted model, not a curated record.
AGAGCAUGUCGUCCGCUAACAAGUCAUGUGUUUACGAUGCCCAAGAUUGUAUUGUUGGACCUCAUUGUGUGAGUGCGAGAAGGAACGGAAACAUGUCGCAGAAUGAAAAUUUAGCGAGUAGCGGUGGAAGCGGCGGAGCGAUGGUGGGUACUCAGGAGUUAUCGGCUUGCAGCUUUUCGGACGACGAAACACCAGACGGUGUUUGGGGAAGGUUAUUUCCCUGCAACUCGAAAUUUAUAUCUUUAGUUUUGACUAAAGACAAAUAUACUUUUGGAAGAGACUCUGAAUGUGACUAUUGCUUUAAUUCGCCCCAACUUAAAAGCCACUCAUCUUUCACUUCUUUAAGCAAGUUUCAUUUUUCAUUAAUAAGAGAAAAGACAAGUACAGGAAUAUUUACAUUGCUAGAAGAUCAUAGCAGUAACGGAACUUAUAUAAAUGGAGUUAAAGUUGGUAAGCAUCCUAA